This is a messenger RNA of Cadophora gregata, 3390 nucleotides long. RefSeq lists its product as uncharacterized. The record is from RefSeq and is a predicted model, not a curated record. Lineage: Eukaryota; Fungi; Ascomycota; Leotiomycetes; Helotiales; Ploettnerulaceae. The transcript has 7 exons. The coding region runs from base 1232 to 3223 and encodes 663 amino acids.
UGUGGCUCAAUGGUCUAGUGGUAUGAUUGUUGCUUCGGGAAUUCAAUUCCCUCUCUUUCUCUAGAGAAUGACUGUGACAGGCCCCGGGUGCACCUACCAUAACAGUGAAAUCGAAAGCGCCAUGCUCAAGUGCCCUGGGGUGAUGUGCGGAUAUAUGUUCUGAUCGAUCCUGCGCCAUACAUGGUUCUACAUCGACCUGGCACCGCAAGGUCGCCGCCACCUUAUGACCUGAGUGAUAUCUUUCGUCCUGUUGGAGACUUAUCUCACGGAGAGACCACCAUCACGUUUCAUAAGUAUGAGAUGUGCGACCUCACAUCCCGUCUGUUGAUUUCGAUCGCUAAACAGCCGAAGUCCUCGGGGGUUCUGUGAAUAGAAACAGUAACAGUAUGGAAAUGGACAAUUAGAGCCACAUAAUUGAGAUUCAGAGAUGCUCCCAAAACUCUGGCGUACUAGAUAAUCCUUGCACUAUGUUCUAGCUGUGCACCAGAUAUCAGACCUGUAUUUCAGCCACCUGUCAGAUAAUGCUCUGAAGCAAUCUGUAUCCGUGCAAAAUGUCAUUGCCACAAAUCCACAACCAGAAACGUGACAGUAUUUGUGCCGACAUGGGUUCGCACUCGGAUAAAGGGACAACCUUCAAGCAAUCAGAGUAAAGGCUAUACAAUGAGUAUUGAUUGCUGACCUUCCGAGGCUACCAAAUCGUCCUCAACUUGGGAGCAGAGCACGUUGCAGAUUGCCAGACUUUUAUUGUCUUCUGUUCAAGUCCACUUUGUCGAACCUGGACAUGACACAAGUAUCUAUGCUGCCUUCUACGUGAACGCGCAAGAACGAAUUCUUAAUCUAAGUGUUGAAAGGGUCAUGGAUCCCUGUGGAGAUCUUCGCCAACCUGGAAAAAUCUUCCAGGGAUCUCAAGUAUAAUUCCUUCGUCAAUAUACCUUGCGUAAACAAACAAAACAGCGGGAACAUGUUGAGAAGCAAAAUAAGAGGAAGAAAAGAAUCAACCUGGCAUUUGUCAACACUUGUGUUGAUGUCUCAGAGGCGAAAGCAAAGGUUGCACAUGGUCGAAAGCUGGACCCCUUGCGUCAAGCCCCGAUGACGUAGGUUCAACGCCAUCUAAAUCAAUAUAUCCAGAGUCCAGCCAGCCAUCUCAGUAAAGUAACUUUCUUCCCGAAACUUAACCUCAAUAUUUUGUACUGUUCCUCUCUAUCCUGGUGUUUAUCAAGUACUAGGCGGAAUGUUUUCAACAAACAGCGAUCCGUCGCUGACGGCGUCACAGCAAUUCGAGGUUGUGAACACGCCCAACAUCGACGAGCCAGAAAUUACAGAGGCUGCAACAGAAGACCUUCCUACAGAUAGCCAUGCACUCGCAAAUGCGGACCAUGAUGAAAAGGGAGCUGCCCAGAUUGAUCACGGGCACACUGAAGUGAAAGACUUGGGAUGGAAUGACCAUCCAUCAGAUGUGCCAGCACCUCUGGUAGGAGGGUUGCCAAAUGAGGAACUAUGGACACUUAUUAGACGAUUCAAUAAGCAAAUGUAUCAUGUCAAGGCUCUUGCUGAGCCUCCUCUCGGCGGACUCGAUCUCAACAUCGCAGAUGAAGAGGAGUUCUCUCCGGACAAACUGAGAGCCAACAUUGAAAGACUGUACAUGACCGUUGGUGUUGGUAUGGUAGGAUUCUGGAAACAUAUUGCAAGGCUCCGAUCAUGGCGAGAACGAAAACGAACAUUGGCGUUUUCCGCCGUGUACUUUGGGACUUGGGUAUUUGACUUUCUAGUCCCGACAAUCAUCGCAUUUCUGAUUGUAUUGAUCGUGUAUCCAUCAGCCAGAACGUACUGCUUCCCACCUGCUCCGAUUGCCUUGAUCGACUCCAAGACUGGUGGGAUCAAAAAGCCAACAGCCGGGGUUCUUGGAAGUGAUAACAGCUUAACCGGAGCUCCAGAGAAACACCAAGGAGAAGCUGUAGAACAAGAGGCUAGCAACUUUGUCAAUGGCUUUACAUCCAUCGCGAUUAGUAGCGCUACAGGCAAGCACCCGGGAGGCGAUCAAACCGAUGAAGCAGCACCGGACAGCCUUGAAUCUCGUGCACCCGAUCCUACAAAUUUCGCCUUGGGAGCAGCGGAUGCUAAGGAUAAGGCAGCUGGAGGAGAACCAAAUGCCGUGCAUGACAAGACCAAGGAACCAAUGUCAGCUGCAAUGUGGUCGAAAACGAGACCUGUUAUGCAUGCUCUUGGUGAUGUUAGUGAUGGCUGGGAGAGAUUCGGCAACGCAUUGUCACCAACAGCACCUUUUCCAAAAGAGAAGCCUCGAAUUAAACUGGCCGCAGUUCUUGCACCAGUUUUUCUUAUCUCUUUAUUCACAAACUCUUACAUUCUCAUGAAGAUGAAUGGAUUGGUUGUUGGUUUCGGAUUCUUUGCAGAUCCUAUAAUCUGGAGGAUGGCCACAUACCUAAACCAGAAAUUCCCCCACUGGCAAAAGCUUCUCGAGAUCAGGAACACCCUACUGAAAGGUGUUCCAACCAAUGCCCAACUUACAGUCACCCUUCUUCGCAUAGGCGAAGCAAACAAAGCGCCCCUCCCUCCACCCCCUUAUUCAGGACCCACCCCACCAAAUGCCGCUCAUGAGACUGCCGGUCAGAAUUUGGAACAUCUUGAAGGUGUUCCCGACGAGGAGAUAGCCAAUGCCAUCCAACCAGAUGCUGCCGUAAUAAGUGGUACAGAUGCACCACCCAAGAAGAAGCAACACGGACGUAAGAUUCUUGCUGCCAUAAGGGGUGUGGCAAAGGGUGGCGUUGAGACAGCGCUGGGCACCGAUCGCCUCAAGGCUGCGGUGGGUGCAGAACAUGCCCAGAAUCGACUUGGUGUUCUUAAGUCGGGAGGAAUUAACCAUGCAGGCCCAGUAGACUUUCCAUGCCGAUUUAAGGGAAAGAAAGGACAUGCAUAUAUUACUUCAACAGCUACUACACCGGCUUUGAGUUGGACAACUGAAAAAGAGGACAUCAAUCCUGUGUUCUCGAUUGCAAUCGCUGACAUUCAGGAAAUCAAAAAAGUCGGAGGUCUCGGAUGGAAAACUAGACUUGUCGUUGGAUGGGCAACGUCGAGAGACAUCGCUGAUGGCAUUCUCAUCAUUGACAAGCAAGGAAACAAGAAGCAACUCACAGCUAUGGAGCUUCGGGAAGAGCUCUUUAAUCGUCUCAUAACUAUGGGAAAGCAGAUGUGGGAAGCCUGGUAAAAGCUAAGAAGAAGUGUCCAGUGUUUACUUACUUGUGCGUAUGUGGACGCCAAUCCUAAAAAGAUAGAUAGAAUGAUUGACUCGCAAUGCCAAGUGUCGUCCAGUUAAGUGAAAUGUACUUCAAUAAGCUUAUCUUUCUUACUCCCCAAGUCAACGAAAGUUUCGUG